Molecule: messenger RNA, 745 nt
Organism: Aspergillus ruber CBS 135680
Lineage: Eukaryota; Fungi; Ascomycota; Eurotiomycetes; Eurotiales; Aspergillaceae
Exons: 1
Coding region: 282-689 (135 amino acids)
Source: RefSeq, a predicted model, not a curated record
CAAAAGUGAGGCGACGAUCGACGAAUGAGCUUAAGCUCAUAGUUCUCGACCCGGCAAUCAACAUUUCUCGAUUUUCCAUCUCCAUUCCGGCUCGAAUUGAGAAGCCAGUCACCGCCAUCUCCUGAUCGUUCACGCGCGCAACGCAAGCUUUCAAACCCCAAACUUUCAUCGAGCUUUCCCCGGAUUAUGCUGCAUUACUUUUCCCGCUUUCCGCUUGGACCCGGACCUGGACUCUUCGUCUUGUCUUGUCUUUUUCCCCACACACGCCUUUUUAAUACCUAAUGACGGCGCUAUUGUAUUUGUCCUGGUGGUGUUUGUCCUGUUUGCUUUCCCUUUGUCCACGGUGUUCUCUUAUUCCUGGCGUUCUCUGCAUUAUUCCCAAAGUUUCUGCCGUGUUUGGCGUCCUCCGGUCUAUCAUCCCGAUCUAUUCCCUUUUGGCAAUAGUAGAGGAUCCACCUCUGUCACCUGACCGACCCCUUACUGGGACAAACAGGACAAAUGGGACAAACACGGCAAACAUUGCAUUCUGUAUCAUUACUGCUUUUGCCUUUUUGUUUUUGCGAGGAGUUUCUUUGCUUUCUUUCGGUGUUGACUCGGAGUCGGACUCGGGAUUUUGUGCUGGUCGAUGUGACUACGCGUGGUGUUUUCUUUUGUCAGUGGACUCCGCUGUGGUUCCUUUGGGACGCUAAUUAUCUGGUUGGGAUGGGUGGGAUGUACGAUACUGGACUACUAUCUCUGGUACUGC